Messenger RNA from Malassezia vespertilionis, 1821 nucleotides. RefSeq names its product Fe-S cluster-binding ribosome biosynthesis protein (gene RLI1). The record is from RefSeq and is a predicted model, not a curated record. Gene Ontology annotation, biological process: ribosomal subunit export from nucleus; translational termination; translational initiation. Lineage: Eukaryota; Fungi; Basidiomycota; Malasseziomycetes; Malasseziales; Malasseziaceae. The transcript has a single exon. Gene Ontology annotation, molecular function: ribosomal small subunit binding; ATP hydrolysis activity; ATP binding. The coding region runs from base 1 to 1821 and encodes 606 amino acids.
AUGGCACCGAAGGCCAAAGGGCGCGAGGAGCGCAUUGCCAUCGUCAAUGCCGACAAAUGCAAGCCCCAGAAAUGCCGCCAAGAAUGCAAACGAUCUUGUCCUGUUGUGCGCAUGGGCCGUCUGUGUAUCGAGGUAGCACCGGCAAGCAAAAUUGCGUUUAUUAGCGAGACGCUAUGCAUUGGUUGUGGCAUUUGCACUAAAAAGUGUCCGUUUGAGGCGAUUAAUAUUAUCAAGCUGCCCACCAAUCUUGAAAAUGAGACGACACAUCGGUACAGUGCAAACAGUUUCAAGUUGCAUCGUUUGCCGACGCCUCGUGCGGGCCAAGUGCUUGGUCUCGUCGGCACCAACGGUAUUGGCAAGAGUUCCGCGUUGAAGAUUUUGUCUGGAAAGAUGAAGCCGAACCUUGGCCGUUAUGAUAACCCCCCGGACUGGGCAGAAAUCUUAAAGUAUUUCCGUGGCUCUGAGCUGCAAAACCUAUUUGCCAAGGUACUCGAGGACGACAUAAAAGCGCUUAUCAAGCCACAAUACGUGGAUAACAUUCCUCGUGCACUGAAAAACAAGGCUACAGUAGAGCAGCUGCUUGACAGUAAAUUGCAGCGCGACAAUAAGGAUCGUGUCGUGAGUGUUUGCGACCUCGAGCCCGUUAUGGACCGCGAUGUGCAUAACCUUUCUGGUGGUGAGUUGCAGCGUUUUGCUAUUGCGAUGUCGUGCAUCCAGAAAGCAAACAUGUACAUGUUUGAUGAGCCUUCCUCCUACCUGGACGUGAAGCAACGUCUGAACGUGGCUCGUGCGAUUCGUGAUCUUCUCGACUCAGAUACCUACGUCAUUGCUGUCGAGCACGAUCUGUCUGUUUUGGACUAUCUCAGUGACUUUAUUUGCUGUCUUUACGGCGUUCCGGGUGUUUAUGGUGUCGUCACUGUGCCGUCACCUGUGCGCGACGGUAUCAACAUUUUCUUGGACGGGUUUAUCCCGUCAGAAAACAUGCGUUUCCGCGAGGAGUCGCUUACCUUCAAGAUUGCCGAGACUGCCGACGACAGACAAGUGGAACGCACUGCUCUGUUCGAAUACCCCGAUAUGACCAAAAAGCUGGGCGCAUUUGAGCUGUCCAUUUCUGCGGGCAGUUUCUCUGACUCGGAAAUUAUCGUGUUUUUAGGCGAGAACGGCACAGGAAAGACUACGUUCGUAAAGAUGCUUGCGGGCAAGCUCGCGCCAGACCAAGGUGCUGACAAGCUGCCGCAGCUGAAUGUGUCGUUGAAGCCGCAGACGAUCUCGCCCAAGUUCUCUGGCACGGUGCGCAUGCUGCUCUUGAAGCAAGUCAAGACCUCGUUCAUGCACCCGCAAUUCCAAACGGAUGUUGUCAAACCUAUGAGUCUCGACAACAUUAUUGACAAUGACGUGCAGACGCUCUCAGGUGGUGAGCUGCAGCGUGUUGCAUUGGUGCUUGCUCUUGGAAAGCCUGCCGACAUUUACCUCAUCGACGAGCCCAGUGCCUACUUGGACUCGGAGCAGCGUAUCCAGGCGUCCAAGGUUAUCAAGCGUUUCAUCCUUCACUCGAAGAAGACGGCGAUGAUCAUUGAGCACGACAUUAUUAUGGCCACUUAUUUGGCAGACCGUGUCAUUGUAUACGAGGGUACACCCUCCGUAAAGGCGCAUGCAAAGAGCCCUGAAUCCUUGCUUACGGGUAUGAACACCUUCUUGGCCACACUUGAUGUGAGUAUGCGUCGUGACCCGACCAAUUUGCGCCCGCGCGUAAACAAGUACGCAAGUGUCAAGGACAAGGAGCAGAAAUCAAGCGGCCAAUACUUCUUCCUCGAAAAUUAA